Molecule: messenger RNA, 2367 nt
Organism: Epinephelus moara (kelp grouper)
Lineage: Eukaryota; Metazoa; Chordata; Actinopteri; Perciformes; Serranidae
Product: 2-5A-dependent ribonuclease-like
Exons: 11
Coding region: 412-1464 (350 amino acids)
Biological process (GO): protein phosphorylation
Molecular function (GO): protein binding; ATP binding; protein kinase activity
Source: RefSeq, a predicted model, not a curated record
UUGAUCACCUAUCCUAAGAACCAAUCAUUGUCCAGGUAGUUGGUCAGGGAUGUGUAUAUAUACUCUGGGUUUCUCAGUAAGAUUCCUACCAGUCUUUGGUGCCUUUUGGAAGUGUUGACCACUUUGCGAUUUUUUGGACGAAUUACUCUGCUCCUUUUUCAUUUGCCUGCUUGUAUCUUCUAUCAUCAAUCUUCUAUCUACAUUACUCUGCUCUUUCUACCACUCUUUUACCAUUCAUCUACUUAUAUCUUCUAUCUCUCUAUCUUCUAUCUCUCUAUCUUCUCUCUCUCUCUAUCGUCUAUCUACUUUACCUACCAGUAGGUAGUAUAACUACCUAUCUAGGUAUAUAAUUCACCUCUGUCUUUCUUUUUUGAGACAUUUUUAUCUACGUUUACGUUACACGAGAGAAAAAUGAGACCCAGAAGGAUUUGUCCUGAAAAGGAAGCCUUGCAAUUUAUUGCAUCUGGGAAGGAUAAAGACACAUUUGAGAAGAAAUUCAUCAAUGAGGAGAAAGGUUAUGGGGUAUUUGCCAACAAAAACAUUGAGCCAGGAGAAUUCUUGCUCGAGUAUGUUGGCAGACACAUCACUGGCCCGGAAGGAGAGGACCUGUUCAAAGAGUACGCGGAUGUAGAUGCAGCAUUUUUGUAUUUCUACUCCUUUCAGGGGCAGACUUUCUGUGUUGAUGGCAGUAAGACUACAGAAAGACUUGGAAGAUUCAUAAAUGACGAUCACAUCAACCCAAACAGCAAAAUUAAAAUAAUACUGGACGAACAGAAAACCCCGCAUCUGUGUGCAUUUGCAAUCACAAAAAUAAACGCAGGAGAAGAAAUUGUGUAUGACUACGGAGACCCUAACUGUCCAUGGCGACAUGAAUCUCGAUGGAAGAAGUCAUUUGAAAAUCUUGACUCCAAGCCUGGCAUGAUGAAAAUUGAUGGCCUCACUUUCAACACAACAAUGAAGAUUGCAAAUGGAUGCAAUGCUGCAGAGAUUUUCGCGGGACUCUAUCAGAACCGUCUUGUGGCAGUGAAACGAGUUGCCAAACAUAUUUCCAAACAUGAACUAGAAAUGGCUUAUUUUCUGUGUUCAGGAAAUUUACAAGGGCAACAUCUUUUGCAACCCAUUGCAGUGUUGGAAGACACUUACUUUGCUUAUUUUGUCUCCCCUCUCUGUGAAUACAGUCUGCUCGAACUGAUUGAAAACAAGAAUUUCCCAGCGAGACAAAGCCUGACUGAGAAUCAAAGACUGAAGAUCUGCCAGGAGUUAUUGCUGGGACUUCAGGAACUCCACUCACAUGGCAUUCUGCACAGAGAUCUGAAGCCUAAAAUAUUUUGUUUGAUAUCAACAAUAAACUGUAUAUCGCAGACUUUGGAGCAAGCCGCAAACUGGAUUUUGCACAAACCACAUUGUUUUCCCAAAUGGCUGGAACUUUGUCUUGGUGCAGUUUUGAGGAUGUUGGAGACAUAAAAUCCAUGUACAAGAAGGAAUCAGAUAUCCAAGUAGCGGGGUGCUUGGUGCAUUACAUCCUGACAGAUGGGCUUCAUCCCUUUCAAACCAAGACACCCUACUCUGAUGAUCCAUAUGGGAUUUCUAACAAUGUCAGAACAGGCAACUUCACUCUUCAAUGUGAAGAAAGAUGUAUGAACCAAAAAGAUAUUCUGACCAGAAUGCUAAGUAAGUCGUAUGAAGAACGUCCAACCCUGGAAGAAUGCCUUCAGGCUGUCACGUGUUUCAUACAUCGGUCUGAUUAUACCGGAAUCACAAACAACACUGCCAGUGAGAGUGAUGAAGCUAGGACCCAGGGCAUGUUGACCUCAAUGGGGAACGGAGAAACGCCAGAACAGCAGGAUUUUAUACCAGUGGAAACCAAUAGCAACCCUGAAAACCCUGAAAAUAACGAUAGAGCCCAUACAGAAAAUUUCUCUCUCCAACCACCAGAGGAGAUGGACUGCAGAGAGUUUAGUGAGUGAUCACCUAGAAAUUACUGGCCGUGACUUGAUGGAUUCAUCUGUGUCAACUGAAGAGGAAUUAUCUGAGUGUGAAAUGACCACUGAACAAGGGGUUUCUCUUUCCCUGGAAAUGUCAGAUGAAGAAGAGGAAGAACAACAAACAGUAGAAGAAGAAAUCGGAGGAAAAUCACCUUCAAGAAUCAGAAAAGCAAUGGAUCGCAAUGCCCAUGGUGAUAACCAUCAGCAACAUAAUAUGCGCAAUCUUCUUUUAAGUAAAAUAAGAAACAUGGGUAAUUACCACCACAAUUGCGCAGUCCUGUCCUCUGGCAAAGGACAAAUAAUUCCCAAAAGACAAGCAAUCUACCCAUCAGCAGCAUCUGACUACCUGCCUUGCAAGUUUUGUUUUGCAAUGUAUGUCAGA